Andrographis paniculata is the source of this 1597-nucleotide messenger RNA. RefSeq lists its product as uncharacterized. The record is from RefSeq and is a predicted model, not a curated record. Lineage: Eukaryota; Viridiplantae; Streptophyta; Magnoliopsida; Lamiales; Acanthaceae. The transcript has a single exon. Bases 428 to 1240 code for a protein of 270 amino acids.
CCCCUCUCUCUCUCUUGCCUGAUUUCCUGGCGGCUGCUUCCCAUUUUGUCAGUCUCUCUCUAGAAAAGAUGUUUCUGGUUUUGGAAGAUCCAAACCUUGUAGGCUUUCGGUGCUUAAAUUCAUUCACACACUGCACUAGGGUUAGCUAGAUUACACAAUUACAUUCACAAAUGUCAAUAAUACUAACAAAUAUUAAUAUUAAUAUGUCUGAUUCUGAUACACAAAACUUUUCUUGUUUUUGCACUGGCGAAAAAGCAAAAGUCGAUGCUCCUUCCCUCACCAACACAAUUAUCAUCGUCAUCCCUUUUUGACCCAAAUCUUAUUUCUCAAUCUCUCUCUCUCUCUCUCUCUUUCUCUCUCUAUAAAUUAGGUUACUCUUCACUUGCCAUUUGGUUAAUUUUCAAUCUUUGGAUCUUCGCCGGCUUCAAUGGCGGUCGACGUCUGCUCGGAGAUUUCCAGCCCGAGAAUCUCCUUCUCACACGAUCUCAAUGAAUUGGACUUCGUCCCUGUCGUCGAAUCGGGUUCUUCGCUUUUCGAUUUCGACUUCGAUUUCUGCGCCGGCGGCCGGACUUUGCCGCAGGAGAUCUCGCCGGCCGACGAGCUCUUCGCCGACGGUAAAAUCCUGCCGGUCCAGAUCAGGGAAAUCCAACCCGCCCUGACCGGACCCGAACCCGAUAUUCAGACCCGGAACCCGGAACCGAAACCCAAACCCGACGCCGCGAACAAGAAGCGAUUGAUUGAAUUCCUCUCCUCCAACUUCGACGACGGCGACGGCGACGAUCGGGAGAAAUCUCCGGCGAAGCCGUUCUGGCAGUUCCGGCGGAGCAGCAGCGACAACAGCCGCGCGAACGGGCUUUUCCGAUCUCUGCAAUUCCUGACGCGGAGCAACUCCACGGGCUCGGUCCCCACCCCGAAGGCGGCGCCUGCGUUCCCGAAAGGUAUGCAGAAGCAGCAUUCGCUGAAGGAGACGACGACGGUGGCGGCGGCGAUUAGCCGCCGGCCGAAUUCAUCCUCUCCGGCGGCGAUCACUCAUCCCUACCAUCCUUACAGCAGCGCCAAUUCCUCGAAAAAACCUUCUCUGAGGAAAAGCAGCAGCAGCAGAUCGUACGGAUCCGGCGCCGGCGUACGGAUCAACCCGGUUUUGAACAUCCCUCCGUCGUACAUUGCCAAAGGUACUGUAAGCUUAUUCGGGUUCGGGUCGUUUUUCUGCAGCAAGAAAUCCAAGAAGAAGAGAAAAUGAUGAUUCCUUGAACAUUUGUGAUUUUAUAUAUUUUUUUUAAAAUUUUUGUACAGUUCACAUUUUUGCUUCGAUGGAUUAUCAAUCCACUGUCUUCUUCGAUCUUCUUCUUCUCCGAAUUACUGAUAAAAAGUUCUUUGCAUGCUUCAGCAGAUAACUAAUGAACAAUUAAAAGUAAAUUAAAGUUCCAUAGUUUUAAGAGUCCAGGAUCUCGACUCCUGGUAAAUCUGUACCACUAAUAUGUGUAGAUUUCCGGCCGUGUGUCAGGAUCCCAGGACCUUCUAAAAAUCCUCACUUUUGAUGGGCCGUGUCUGUCAUGGUUUUCUUGCAUUUUGAUCCUUCGGGAUUCAAUAAAUGAUA